GAGAGUUUCGAGCUGAAAUGUCCGCCAUUGGAAUGACUCAUCACAGGAACUUAGUUCAAUUGCUAGGUUUCUGUAUUGAGGAGUCUAAAAUGCUUCUUGUUUAUGAAUUUUUGAGUAAUGGUUCUCUUGCAGAUCUUCUCUGCAAGGACACUACUAAUCGACCUUCGUGGAAAGAUAGAGUGAGAUAUGUUCAAGAAGUGGCUAAAGGGGUGCUCUAUCUGCAUGAAGAAUGCGCGGUCCACAUCAUACACGGCAAUUUGAAAUCUCAAAAUAUUUUGCUAGAUGAAAGUUGGACUGCGAAGAUCUCUGAUUUUGGUUUUGCCAGGCUAUUAUUAAUGCCAAGCCAACAAUUCAGAAUGUCCAAAGCAUUAGUUGAAGAAAGAUCAAGGUACUCUGCCCCAGAAUGGCAGAAGAAUGCUCUAAUAUCAGUUAAAGCUGAUGUUUUCAGCUUUGGUGUAGUGCUUUUGGAGACCAUAUGUUUCAAAAGAAACAAAGAUGUGAAGGUUUCCGGCGAGGGUGAAGAGAUGUUUCUCUAUCGUUGGGUUUAUAAUUGUUAUAAGGCUGGAGAGUUGUUAAAGCUAGUGGAAGGUGAAAGAAAUGUUGAUUCGAGAACACUAGAAAGAUUGGUGAGAGUGGGAUUGUGGUGCACUCAAGAUGAUCCUGAUUUGCGCCCUGCCAUGAAGACUGUCAUCUUGAUGUUAGAAGGCACUGUGGACGUUCCUUCUCCACUAGCUACUUAAUUUACCAGAGCUAUAUUUGUACUUUGUUUGUGUUAUUAAUUUUGGUGUGUGUUUGUUGUAGUGCUUGCUUUGGAUUGCCAAACUAUUGAUUCAGUGUCACAUGUUACCUUGAAGGGAGUUCAUGUGGAGAGUGAGUAUGAAUAGAUCCCAAGCUACUAUGAAAAUAUUUAUAUAUAUCUAUAUAUAUAUGUUUUAGCUGAGUAGGAUGUUUGUUGUUAAUACAAAAUUUGUAGAGUAAUGCUAUUAGGCACCAAUAUGGUGGCCAACACCACUGAUAGGUGACGCCUUACGAGUA
Humulus lupulus (European hop) is the source of this 1035-nucleotide messenger RNA. RefSeq names its product G-type lectin S-receptor-like serine/threonine-protein kinase LECRK1. The coding region runs from base 18 to 740 and encodes 240 amino acids. Gene Ontology annotation, molecular function: protein kinase activity; ATP binding. Gene Ontology annotation, biological process: protein phosphorylation. The transcript has a single exon. NCBI's taxonomy places the organism in Eukaryota, Viridiplantae, Streptophyta, Magnoliopsida, Rosales, Cannabaceae. The record is from RefSeq and is a predicted model, not a curated record.